AUGUCUUACGAACCGGAAUUUCAACAGGCUUUAGAUGAAGUCACCAAGGCUUUGGAGCAAUCUACUUUAUACGAAAAACAUCCAAAAUAUAAGAAGGUUUUGCCAGUUCUUUCCAUUCCACAAAAGGUUAACCAAUUUAGAGUUACCUGGGAAAAUGACAAGGGCGAACAAGAAGUUACUGUUGGUUAUAGAGUACAAUAUAACAACUGUAUUGGUCCAUUUAAAGGUGGUUUGCGUUUCCACCCAACAGUUAAUCUGUCCAUCUUGAAAUUUUUAGGUUUUGAACAAAUUUUCAAAAAUGCUUUAACUGGUACUCCAAUUGGUGGUGCUAAGGGUGGUUUGUGUGUUAACACCAAAGGUAGAAGUGAAAACGAAAUCCGUAGAAUUUGUAAUGCUUUUAUGCGUGAAUUGUACAAAGUUAUUGGUACCGAAAAAGAGUCUCCAGCUGGUGAUAUUGGUGUUUCUGGUGUUGAAGUUGGUUACAUGCACGGUGAAUACAGACGUUUGACUGAUCGUUAUGAUAGUGGUUUAACCGGUAAAGGUUUGGAUUUCGGUGGUUCUUUGAUUAGACCAGAAGCUACUGGUUAUGGUGUUGUUUAUGUCACUGAUGCCAUGAUCAAGCAUGCCACUAAUGGUCGCGAAUCUUUCAAGGGUAAGAGAGUGGCUAUUUCUGGUUCUGGUAAUGUCGCUCAAUAUGCUGCUUUGAAAGCUAUCGAAUUAGGUGCUACUGUUGUUUCCUUGAGUGAUUCUAAGGGUUGUGUUAUAUCCGAAAAAGGCUUUUCUGAAGAACAAAUUAAAAAUGUCAUUGCUGGUAAAGCCGCCCGUAAGACAUUGGAAUUUAUCACCUCUGAUUUUGGUUUCAAAUAUAUAUCUGGUGCUCGUCCAUGGACUCAUUGUGGUCCAGUUGAUAUUGUUUUGCCAUGUGCUACACAAAACGAAGUUUCUGGUGAAGAAGCUGAACAUUUAAUUAAAGCAGGUGCUAAAUAUGUUGCUGAAGGUUCCAAUAUGGGUUCUACUCCAGAAGCAAUUGCUGCUUUUGAAAAAACUAGAGCUUCCUCUGAAUCUCCAGUUUGGUUUUGUCCACCAAAAUUAGCCAAUAUGGGUGGUGUUAUGGUUUCUCAAUUUGAAUUGGCUCAAAAUGCUCAAAGAAUUUCCUGGACUGCCGAAGAAGUCGACUCUAAAUUGAAGAGUCACAUGAUUGCUGGUUUGGAAUUGUCUAUGAAGACUGCCAGAGAAUAUUCUAAGGAAGGUGAUAAAGUUAAGUUGCCAUCUUUGGUUGUUGGUGCUAACAUUGCUGGUUUCUUGAAGGUUGCCAAUGCUAUGUUUGACCAAGGUGAUGUUUGGUAA
Messenger RNA from Saccharomycodes ludwigii, 1347 nucleotides. It is a transcript of the gene GDH1, whose product is annotated as glutamate dehydrogenase (NADP(+)) GDH1. Gene Ontology annotation, cellular component: cytosol. Gene Ontology annotation, molecular function: L-glutamate dehydrogenase (NADP+) activity. Bases 1 to 1347 code for a protein of 448 amino acids. The transcript has a single exon. The record is from RefSeq and is a predicted model, not a curated record. NCBI's taxonomy places the organism in Eukaryota, Fungi, Ascomycota, Saccharomycetes, Saccharomycodales, Saccharomycodaceae.